Molecule: messenger RNA, 3492 nt
Organism: Erigeron canadensis
Lineage: Eukaryota; Viridiplantae; Streptophyta; Magnoliopsida; Asterales; Asteraceae
Product: dicarboxylate transporter 2.1, chloroplastic-like
Exons: 5
Coding region: 104-1726 (540 amino acids)
Biological process (GO): transmembrane transport
Cellular component (GO): membrane
Molecular function (GO): transmembrane transporter activity
Source: RefSeq, a predicted model, not a curated record
UUCCAGUGAGUGGUGGUUACUUUUGCUAUUGAUCCACACCACACAGUUAAACACACUCAAAUAUAUAUAUGCAAAUUUUCUCCAACUAAUUUUUAAUAAUAUAAUGCUGAGCUCUGCAGUUUUCUGCACUGCAUUCUCCCCGUACUCAACAACCUAUUCACAUCUCUCAUUUCGUCCAACCCGGGUCACCUCGAGUCCCACCCGUCUGUCCGUGUCUAUUCGUCUCAAAAAACCGAGCAGACGCUUUCUAGCUUGUUUGUCAAAUGAAGAAAAUUCGGUCACAAAACCCCCGCCUAAACUUGCACUGCAAGGCACAAAGAUUGUACCUUUAGUACUCUCACUAUCAGCCGGUUUAAUCCUACGUUUUGUUAUAUCAAAACCCGAUGAAGUUACUGAUCAAGCAUGGCAGCUUCUUUCGAUAUUCGUAUCCACGAUUGCUGGCCUUGUUCUGUCUCCCUUGCCUGUAGGCGCUUGGGCUUUUCUUGGCCUUACUGCAACGAUUUUAACGAAAACUUUGACUUUCGCUGAAGCGUUUAGCGCGUUUGAGAAUGAAGUGAUUUGGUUGAUUGUGAUAUCUUUCUUUUUCGCACGUGGGUUUGUUAAGACUGGAUUAGGCGAUAGAGUUGCGACGUAUUUUGUGAAAUGGUUAGGGAAGAGUACAUUGGGGUUGUCUUAUGGGUUGACUUUGAGUGAGACUUUGAUUGCGCCGGCAAUGCCUAGUACUACUGCAAGGGCUGGUGGUGUAUUUUUGCCGAUUAUUAAGUCGUUGUCUGUUUCAGCUGGGAGUUUGCCUAAUGAUCCCUCUGCCAAGAAGCUUGGGGCUUAUCUUAUUCAGUCACAGUUUCAGUGUGCUGGUAACUCUAGUGCUCUUUUUCUAACUGCUGCAGCACAAAAUCUCUUAUGUGUGCAAUUAGCCGAGGAGCUUGGGGUGGUGGUUGCAGACCCAUGGGUCAUAUGGUUCAAGGCGGCUAGCUUACCUGCUUUUGCUUCACUAUUACUAACUCCGUAUAUCUUGUACAAAAUUUACCCUCCUGAAAUAAAAGAUACACCCGGAGCCCCUGCUAUGGCUGCAAAGAAACUUGACCUUAUGGGUCCAGUUACGACUAACGAGUGGGUGAUGAUUGGCACCAUGAUUCUUGCCGUCUCUCUAUGGGUAUUUGGGGAUAUUAUCGGUAUAUCAAGUGUUCUUACUGCAAUGAUAGCAUUAUCAAUACUUUUGUUGAUGGGAGUACUUGAAUGGGAAGACUGCUUAAGUGAAAAAUCAGCAUGGGACACUUUAGCUUGGUUUGCAGUACUUGUGGGCAUGGCGAGCCAGCUGACUAACCUUGGAAUCAUUAUAUGGAUGUCAAAUUAUGUUGCAUUUUUCCUGCAAUCCUUCUCAUUGAGCUGGCCUCUUGCUUUUGGUGUUCUCCAGGCGGCUUAUUUCUUGAUCCACUACAUGUUUGCUAGUCAAACAGGUCAUGUGGGAGCCUUGUACUCUGCAUUUCUUGCUAUGCACUUGGUAGCCGGUGUGCCUGGGGUAUUGGCAGCACUCGCCUUAGCUUAUAAUACGAACUUAUUUGGUGCUCUAACGCAUUAUAGUAGCGGCCAGGCUGCCGUUUUCUUUGGAGCCGGUUAUGUAGACCUCCCAGAUGUCUUCAAAAUUGGGUUUGUUAUGGCCUGUGUUAAUGUCUUGAUCUGGACAAUUGUUGGUAGUCUCUGGUGGAAAUUUUUGGGGCUCUAUUGAUCCACAAGUUUUAAGUAAGUACAUAUAUUUAUUAUUUAUAUAAUUAUAACUCCCUUCUUUCACAGUAGUAAUCAAGAUUCCUUUUUUUAAGACGUGGAAUCGUUUAUAUGUAACAAAGCAAUUCAGAUAACGUAAUAGAAAAUGAAGUACGUUCUUCAUUGUUGAUUUAGUGAAGUUUAUUAGUGACUGAACCGUGUCUAUGUAUCAGUCUUAUAUGAAUGUAUAUCGUUUUGGUCAGGUGACUGUUGUUAGUACAUUUCCUAACAUUGAUCUUUAGUACUUCAACAGCAUGUAACAUUUAGCUGACUAGUCCACAAGGUCUGUGAGUCGCAUGUUCCAGGAAUCGCAAACAUCUUACCAUAAUUGUCUUUGUUGUAAAAUAACGUUCGUGAUCUUAUUUUGAAGAAUAUUGAUGCCAAAGUCGUUUCACUGGUUCUAUAAAUGGUCAAACACCUUUUGUUUAUUAAGACUAAAGCCGUGCUAGAAUCUCUCAUCUUGUACACAUACAACUGUAGGAAGAAUUUGGUAUUUUAAUCAAUUAAUAAGUGAUUGUGGUAGACUGAUUCUUGUGAUAAUUCUGGCUACUACCAUCCCAGCAGCCAAAGCAGCUCCAAAUAACGCAUGCAACCGAACACAGAAAUAUUUCGCCAUAAAUAUUUUCAUAUUAUCCUGAAAGAAAAAAGUUCUAUUCACAACGUUGAUGUUUUACAGUAGCAGUACUUUUAAGUGAUUCUGCAACUCACCUGGUGGUUAUCGGAAACAAAGCUGACUACAAGCCUGCCCAUGGGUAGUGUAAGUGCACACAGAAACUAAAUACACAAAAGUCGAUUUAGUUUCUUCAUACGUUUUACCUGCAUGAAAAUAUACACUUGUUCUGGAAAAGGGACUCUAAAUGCUUACUAUGGAAGUGACUGGGAGAGCUCUGCAAAUGCCAAGAAGAAACAGAAGUGCAUAGAGGGAAAUCACUGCCGUUUUCACCACAUUUGAACCUGUUUUUGCGCCGAUCCUCACCUGUAGACGAUUAAGCAGAGCUGUUUCAAUUUUAGAGUCACUUGGAUGGUCUGAAAUGGAGGUUUGGAUUUUCACGUCAAACCACAUGGAAAAUUGUGGUUUGAAUGACUACUUACCAGAGGAGAGAGUUUCCCUACCGCUUUAUCGCCUGUAAUCUGAGAUUGAAAGUCAAAUAAACCUCUGGUAACUAAGAAAGAUGGAGAAAAAGAUAGAAAAAAUACACAGUCGGCAGAAUGGGAGGCUCAGCCAAGCAGUGAAUAUUUGCAUACAGGUAAAAGGCUGUGGUUGCAAAAGGUCCAAAAGCUGCAAAGCACAAUGGUUCUCCCAGACCCAGGUAACUCAACCGGAAAGGUGGGCACUGUGACAGGUUAGUGUACAGUACAAGUAAGCAAAUGCAUAGGGGGGUAUUUCUGUUUUGGGUGUAAUGGUGUAUUAGUACCUGAUAUAUGUAACCACAAGUAAUUGCAGAAGCCAGGAGCAACAUUGACCUCAUAUUUGCAGCCUCCAUGGCUGCCCAAACAAGCCCCGUGGACCCUAAAGCAAGCAAUAAUAAUGCAGCCAUAAGAGUCCCUGACCGGCUGCAUAGGCACAUUACUCUCGUGUUUAGAAUUGACAAACAAGAAACUGAAUCUAGAAGUAUUUGUUUUGUCUGCUUUGCAAGUGAUUAUACGAUACUGAAUUGUCAUGAUCAGAUGAUAAGUCACAAAAGAUACUGUUUGGAUGUGCUUUUGUUGAUUGAAGUUUUAAUAAUUAAA